Messenger RNA from Arachis stenosperma, 1374 nucleotides. RefSeq names its product 11S globulin-like. Gene Ontology annotation, molecular function: nutrient reservoir activity. The record is from RefSeq and is a predicted model, not a curated record. The transcript is spliced from 4 exons. The coding region runs from base 1 to 1374 and encodes 457 amino acids. NCBI's taxonomy places the organism in Eukaryota, Viridiplantae, Streptophyta, Magnoliopsida, Fabales, Fabaceae.
AUGGGCAAGCCAGUUAUUAAGCCUUUGGUGGUGCUCUUGCUUUCACUUAUCUUGGUGAGCGAGUGCGCGGCGAUUCGUAGUCAGAAAAGGCGAAUGGGGCAGCGAGUGCAGUUAAGUUUGGAAGAAUGUGGUGACCUGGAAGCCAUUGAACCGGAUUAUUACCGCAUUGAAGCAGAAGGUGGUGUGACAGAGUCGUGGAACCACACCAACAAGAUGCUCCGCUGCGCCGGCGUCGCACUCGUUCGCCGUACCGUUAAACCCGGUGGCCUCGUCUUGCCAUCCUACACUAAUGCUCCACAGCUUAUGUACUAUGUCCAAGGAAGUGGCAUUCAGGGGAUGACGAUAUUUCCUUCAUGUCCCGAGUCAUUUGAAGAACCCGAAGAAGCGGGUCAAGAAUACAGAGAGCAGCAUCAGAAGGUGCAUGAAAUCAGAGGAGGCGAUAUCAUAGCCAUACCUCCAGGAAUAGGUUACUGGUUCUACAACAACGGUGAUGUUCCCCUUGUUGUCGUUAUCCUCCUUCACACUAAUAACGUCGCUAAUCAGCUAGGCACACUCCCAAGAAGAUUCUACAUUGCUGGGAAUACGGAAGAUGAACAUGGAGAGGGCGGAAGAGAGAAAAGCAUUAGCGGAAGGAACGUGUUCAGCGGAAUCAACGUGAAUUUGUUGGCCCAGGUGUUUGGUGUGAGGGUAGAGACGGCGAGGAAGAUACAAGGCCCUGAUGAUAAGAGAAAGAACAUAGUCAUGGUGGAGGGAGGUCUUGAUGUUGUUAGGCCCGAGCCAGGCUCACGGGCCAACGCUAACGGCCUUGAGGAGACUAUAUGUACCCUCAGGGUCCGAGAGGCUGUCGGCAGUGCUGCACGUGCAGAUAUCUAUGUGCCGCAUGCCGGUCGGAUCGCCACUCUUAACAGCAUCAAGCUCCCUAUUCUCGCUGAUCUCCAACUCAGUGCUGAGAGAGGCGUUCUUUACAAGUAUGGUGUUUAUGUUCCACAUUGGAACCUGAACGCCCACAGCGUAAUGUACGUGACGGGAGGGCGUGGUCGAGUUCAGGUGGGGGAUAACAAAGGGAAGAAUGUUUUCGACAACGUGAUGGAAGAGGGUCAAGUUGUAGUCAUCCCCCAGAACUUUGUGGCGGUGAUGCAUGCUGGGGAAGAAGGGUUCGAGUGGAUAGCAUUCAAAACAGGGGAGAACGCCAUGAUCAACACCUUGAUCGGAGAAUCAUCGGCCAUCAGGGUGCUGCCAGUCGACGUGGUUGCAAACAUGUAUCAAGUGAGCAGAGAAGACGCUCAGAGGAUCAAAGAGGCAAGAGAUCAGGCAAUCUUGUUUACCUUGCCUCCUCUUGAGGAGGAGGAGACAGAUGGAAUGGCUAAGGCUUAG